Kuraishia capsulata CBS 1993 is the source of this 897-nucleotide messenger RNA. RefSeq lists its product as uncharacterized. The transcript is spliced from 2 exons. Gene Ontology annotation, biological process: transmembrane transport. The coding region runs from base 1 to 897 and encodes 298 amino acids. The record is from RefSeq and is a predicted model, not a curated record. Lineage: Eukaryota; Fungi; Ascomycota; Pichiomycetes; Pichiales; Pichiaceae.
AUGUCAGGAGAUACAAGACCGCUUCCAUUUGUGUACCAGUUCGCCGCGGGCGCCAUUGCUGGCGUCUCCGAGAUCCUUGUGAUGUACCCACUCGACGUGGUUAAAACCCGUAUCCAGCUGCAGGUCGGCACGGGAGCCCAAGCCGAGUAUUCGGGAAUUGUUGACUGUGUGACCAAGAUAGUCAAGAACGAGGGGUUUUCUAAGCUUUACCGUGGUAUCUCAGCUCCAAUCUUGAUGGAGGCUCCUAAGAGAGCGACCAAAUUCGCUGCCAAUGACGAGUGGGGAAAGUUUUACCGCAAGCAAUUUGGAGUGACCGAGAUGAACCAGUCGCUUGCAGUUUUGACCGGAGCCACUGCUGGUGCCACUGAGUCGUUUGUAGUGGUUCCAUUUGAACUCGUCAAGAUUAGACUCCAGGACAGGACGUCCAAGUACACCGGAAUGGUAGAUGUGGUCACCAAGACCGUCAAGAACGAAGGAAUUUUGGCGAUGUACCAAGGUCUGGAGGCUACUUUGUGGCGUCACAUUGUGUGGAAUGCUGGUUAUUUCGGAAUUAUCUUCCAAGCGCGUGCUCUGUUGCCAAAGGCCGAAACUCCAUCUGGAAAAACUGUCAACGAUCUCAUCAGCGGUGCCAUUGGAGGAACUGUUGGUACUCUGCUGAACACACCAUUCGACGUUGUCAAGUCUCGUAUCCAGAACACUGUCAAGGUGCCUGGUGUGACUCCAAAGUACAACUGGACCUAUCCUGCUCUUGCAAUGGUUUACAAGGAGGAGGGAUUUGCAGCUCUCUACAAGGGUUUCUUGCCUAAGGUACUUAGACUAGGACCUGGUGGUGGUAUUCUGCUGGUUGUCUUCACCAACACGAUGGAUUUCUUCCGUGGAGUUUACUACAAGGACUAA